Messenger RNA from Saccostrea echinata, 474 nucleotides. RefSeq lists its product as uncharacterized. The coding region runs from base 109 to 474 and encodes 121 amino acids. The record is from RefSeq and is a predicted model, not a curated record. Lineage: Eukaryota; Metazoa; Mollusca; Bivalvia; Ostreida; Ostreidae. The transcript has 3 exons.
ACAAGCAAUUUGUAUUGCCAAUGGUCUAAUAAUACAGUGGAACAUGUCCCCUUCUGUCCAACAAAGGAGGAAGACUGGAUAAUCGCAGCAAAGCAAAAAAACUGCUCAAUGUAUGCCAGUUUACAGAACUGUACAAAGGAUAUUGAGCAAUUUCAGUAUCAUUGUGCCAUAAAUGAAUAUAAAAAUGCAACUGUGGAAGUCUGUGCACCCGUUCGUUUUAUCAUUGAUGGUUUCUGCACAGAAUUCAAUACGAAAGGCGCCCGGAUUCAGCCACAUUAUGGCGUAAAAUGUUCAGACUUCCCAAAUCCGUGUCCAGAUAGAUACAAGUCAACAGAGUCCUACAAAUAUCCAAUGUGCUACGAAUAUGCCAUUCAAUCAUCAAAGAUUACAACAAUGGAAGGAAUUUACACAACACCUCAUAUGACUAAUUCAUCAACCAGCAAUUCUGGCCAAUCAAAUGAAACUUCAUCGUAA